This is a messenger RNA of Westerdykella ornata, 869 nucleotides long. Its product is annotated as carbonic anhydrase. The transcript has 2 exons. Gene Ontology annotation, molecular function: zinc ion binding; carbonate dehydratase activity. The record is from RefSeq and is a predicted model, not a curated record. Lineage: Eukaryota; Fungi; Ascomycota; Dothideomycetes; Pleosporales; Sporormiaceae. Bases 311 to 814 code for a protein of 167 amino acids.
GCUGAGCACACAUAUCGCACUUCAAUGCGCCUGCUAAGGUGCUCUGGAUAUCGUUCAGAGAAUCGGAAAGAUGAGGGAUGGAUCCUUUCAGCCCACCUCGCCGACCAUCCACAGAUUGCGCAAUUCGACCCCGCUGUCCCAUCACCACCUUGGGGCGCAUGCGGCCGCAUAGAUCCUCUCACUGACAGCCAUGGCUUGGAUGGGGCUUGCAUAAGGCUUUGAUAUGGCCAGCUUCCCAUUGCUAUAUAACUAUGCAUCCGCUCCUUGACUGAAACUGAGGUCGAUUAACAAAACACACGGUUCCAUCAUCAUGGCUCAGGGCGAACAGAAUCUCGUCGAAGGGAACAAGGCUUAUGCCGCCCAAUUCACUGAAGGCCACUUGGCACUGCCGCCCUCGCAGAAAUAUGCAGUUUUGACCUGUAUGGAUGCUCGAAUCGACCCCAAGGGCGCUUUCAACAUCCCUCUCGGAGCUGCCCACGUGAUUCGCAACGCUGGCGCCUCUGCCAAAGAUGCUUUUCGUUCAAUCGUCAUCUCCCAGCAAUUGCUGGGUACUACCGAGCUUCUUGUUGUCAAGCACACCGGUUGCGGCAUGCUGACGUUCGACAACGCGGCAGCAAGGGAUCUUACGAAGAAGAAUAAGGGAGAGGAAGCAUUUAAAGAGGUUGCGGAUUUGGAUUUCCUCACUUUCCCGGACCUUGAACAGGCCGUUAAGGACGAUGUCGAGUGGCUGAAGAGCCAUAAGGUCGAAGAGGGUGUGAAGAUUACUGGCUGGGUUUACGAAGUCGAGACCGGAAAGGCGCGGAAGGUUGUCUAAGGUGGACAGUCGAGGUACCGUCAGUACUCUGCAAGUACCCUUUACUGAAUGGAAC